AUGCAGACCCUCUUCGUUCCCGCCGUCGUAUCCCUCCUGAUCUUCCUGUUCCUCACCUUCGUCCUCGUCCCCAUAUGGCGCCGCUACCGCAAUCGUUACAGCCAAUACCUCCCCGUGGAAACGAUAUCCAACCACACAUCCGGGCUGCGACACCGCAUAGUAAAUCGCUUCUCGAGGCUCACGCUGCCGUCGACGUGGAGCAGGAACAGAGGCGCGGUGGACAACGCAACGACGGACGAUGAUGACUUUUUAGAAGACGGCGAGGAAUUGGGCGAUGUACAUGAGCAGACGUUGAAUGCUAUCCGGCGAUUACAUUCGCACUUGGGCUCGGGACUGGAUAGCAAUAGGAGGCUGAGCAGAGACCUUGAGGAGGGAUUCAUGGAUGACAGCGAGGAGGAGCAAGAUCGGAGAUGA
Pochonia chlamydosporia 170 is the source of this 414-nucleotide messenger RNA. RefSeq lists its product as hypothetical. The transcript is spliced from 2 exons. The record is from RefSeq and is a predicted model, not a curated record. The coding region runs from base 1 to 414 and encodes 137 amino acids. Lineage: Eukaryota; Fungi; Ascomycota; Sordariomycetes; Hypocreales; Clavicipitaceae.